Molecule: messenger RNA, 1098 nt
Organism: Lipotes vexillifer (Yangtze River dolphin)
Lineage: Eukaryota; Metazoa; Chordata; Mammalia; Artiodactyla; Lipotidae
Gene: IGFLR1
Product: IGF like family receptor 1
Cellular component (GO): plasma membrane
Source: RefSeq, a predicted model, not a curated record
AUGGGGCCCCUAUGCCUCCUCCUGACUGCUGUGCUGCUCCUGGCCCAGGCGGCGCCGAGGAAGGCCUCUCAGCACUGCAGCCGCCUCGAGUACUGGAACCCUGACGACCUGUGCUGUGGCAGCUGCCUGCAGCGCUUCGGGCCGCCGCCUGCUCGGACUGAAUUUUCGGAAAACUGCGGGCCCGAUGAUGCGGGCAAUCACGUAACGCACCGGCCCCCACUUCCUUGGGGAGCCGCGGCGGGACCCGGAGGCGCGGCAGACAGGUGCUGGGCUGGAUCAGGCGGAGAUGUGGCCCCAUUGAGGGAUUUAAGGAUGGGAAGUUUGUGCUGAGAAGGCAGGAGUAGGGCAUGCUUCCCACUUUAUUUCCAGAAGCCGGUCCCUAACAAGGAGCCCUGCCCCCUGACACGUGGAAAGCUGAGCGUCCUUAGUUCCCAGGAGCCCAGCUCACCGGCGAUUUCCAGUCUCCUGUGGACAUCUGAGCACAAAGUCCCUCAGUAGGCCUGGCCAAGUUGGAGUUUUGCUGUGCUGGUUCUGCUCAUGACCUCAACUGAAAUCCUCCUGCUUGCCCUGCAAAGGCACCGCCGUCGCCACCACCAGGGGAAAGCGGUCCAACACCCCCAUCCUGGCUUGGUUUGCAACGACCUCAACACCCACACCCUAUUUUCCUUGCACUUGUCCCCUCCAGGCUCCCUGGAGGCUUCAGAGGCAGGGGACUCAGGGAAGGAGGUCCCUCUGCCUCCACUCCUAGGCAGGGAGCUGCCAAGUCUGGAAUCACAGCCGCUGUCUCGCCUCCUGGAUGAGCUGGAGGUGCUGGAGGAGCUGAUGGUGCUGCUGGAUCCUGAGCCUGGGCCAGGUUUGGGGAGAGCCUGUGGCAGCACUCAACACCUGGCUGCAAAAUAUGGACUGCCUGCUGCCUGGUCCACUGCCGCCUACUCCCUGCGGCCCAGUCGCUGGCCUCGGUGGGCCCUGAUGGAGAUGGUGGUGGCAAGGGAGCCCUCUGCCUCUCUGGGCCAGAUUGGCACACCUGCCCAGAGAGGGCGGGCAGAUGCACUGCGGGGGCUGUCCAAGCUUGGCUGAGCUGGGGCCUGCCUGGCCUAG